UGGAAAAUUUAUUAAUGUUUCCAAAGAAAUUUGCAAAGAAGCAAAUUUUGCACUUAAAAUUUUCCUUAAAAAUGUGAUUCAGGAUGCUGCAGAAGAUGCAGAAGAUAAUGCACUUAAAUAUCAAGGUCAUAAUAUUUAUAGCAUUGAUUUAUAA
Entrophospora candida is the source of this 154-nucleotide messenger RNA. The record is from the annotation of a GenBank genome assembly. NCBI's taxonomy places the organism in Eukaryota, Fungi, Glomeromycota, Glomeromycetes, Entrophosporales, Entrophosporaceae.